AUGCCCGCCGACAGCGACGGGUCCACAGACGUCCAGGCGUUCCUGCAGUCGCUUCCUAAGGCCCUGCGGGGCCGCGUGGAGACCCUCCGCGGGAUUCAGAAGCAGUGCGAUGAUGUGCUGGAGAAUUUCACCAAGGAGAGGAAGGCAAUGGAGGCCAAGUACAGGGCAAUAUACGAGCCCCUGUAUGCUGAACGAAGGGCGAUUGUGAUGGGGGAGGGCGGCGGUGAGGAGCUUGGGGCCGUGCCUGGAUUCUGGCUGAAGGUGCUGAGGGGCGCCGAGUUCGUGUGGGACCACGUGACGAGGAGGGAUGAGCCGAUUCUGAAGUAUUUGGUGGACCUGAGCAGCGCCCCCAUUGAGGGGGAGGGCGACAAGGCGGGAUUCAAGAUCGUGUUCCAGUUUGCUCCCAAUCCCUACUUCACACCCCUGACUCUUGAGAAAAAAUAUUACCUUGGUGACGACGAGAGUGUGCUAGAACACACAGAUGGCACAAAAGUCGAGUGGACAGAUGAUGCUCACAACCCAUCCUUCAAGAUCGUCAAAAAGAAGCCCAAAAAGAGCGCCCCAGUGGGCACUCCGCCUACAACCAAAAAGGUGGAAGUCCACACAUUCUUCGAUUUUUUCACUCCUCCGGAUGUGCCUGACGUCGAGGACAUCAACGAUCUCACAGAACUGCUUGUGGAGGACGAUUUUGAGGUGGGGUGCUACCUGAAGGACAUGGUCAUUCCGAACGCAGUUUCGUGGUACACGGGAGAGAUGACGUCCGAGCGAGAUGGGGAUGCGGCAGAAGACCCAGACGGCGAUGACGAAGAUGAAGACGAUGAAGACGAAGAUGAAGAGGAGGAGUCGUGA
Ostreobium quekettii is the source of this 849-nucleotide messenger RNA. The record is from the annotation of a GenBank genome assembly. NCBI's taxonomy places the organism in Eukaryota, Viridiplantae, Chlorophyta, Ulvophyceae, Bryopsidales, Ostreobiaceae.